AUGAUCCUAAGCCAGAGUGAGGGGCCAGGGGUGGAGGGUGGAGGCCCAGGGCUGGGCGAGGAAGUCCCCAAGAAAAAGCACCGGAGAAACCGCACGACCUUCACUAUGUACCAGCUGCACCAGCUGGAGCAGGAGUUCAAGGCCUUCCAUUACCUGGACGUGUACAGCCAUGAGGAGCUGGCAGCCAAGGUGCACCUGCCAGAGGUGCUAGUGCAGGUAUGGUUCCAGAAUCGCCAGGCCAAGUGGCACCACCAGGAGCAGUUAGAGUCCAGCUCAGAGGCUCUGGCAGCCCAGAAGCUCCCCAAGGCCCCAGACCUGCCAUUUGCCCACCCUCUGGACAUGUCGCUGCCCCUGGAGGCCUGGGCUUCAGCUGCUCCAGCUGCUGGCCAAGGAGCACGGGCAGGCCCUAGAGGGAGCCUGGCCACUGGCCUGAGACUGGGCCCGUCCAGCUGCACUCCUUGGUCCACACCCAGGGCCUGGAACAUGCCUGAGUGA
Molecule: messenger RNA, 495 nt
Organism: Castor canadensis (American beaver)
Lineage: Eukaryota; Metazoa; Chordata; Mammalia; Rodentia; Castoridae
Gene: Rax2
Product: retina and anterior neural fold homeobox 2
Biological process (GO): positive regulation of transcription by RNA polymerase II
Molecular function (GO): DNA-binding transcription factor activity, RNA polymerase II-specific; RNA polymerase II cis-regulatory region sequence-specific DNA binding
Source: RefSeq, a predicted model, not a curated record